CAUUCGGUUCUGCUUUGGAGUCAAAUUCCAGCAGACGUCAGAGGAACUCCUUCAAUAUGCCACAUAACGGGACAAAGUGCGGCUCUUUCCGCCACUCGUUGGCUGUUUGGCAGUCCGUGUGAUGAGCUUUCACUUACGGAAAAAACUCGAAAUAAUCUGAGGAUCUGACAUGUAUUAAACAGAAGAAUACAGACGCGAACUUUCUUCAGAUUUGCCGAUAAUCUGGACAGCGCGUUCCGUACGCAGGAAAUGGACCAUUUAACUCGUACAAUAGUGUCUCUGUUUUUGUAAUCUCAUCCAAGCAUCGAAUAAGAUUGCAUCAAAAAGCGUCUUAUAUGGUCACUGGUAAUUGGAAGGCUUGAGAUCUAAUAACUCAUAUUUAUUUUCGGGUUGGAAACGUCGGCGUCGGGUUCAUGUGUAAAUGCGGACGCGCGCGUUGAGAGAAUGAGGCACGCGCCGUUUGGAGUUUAACUUUAUUCUGCACUUUAUUCUACACUUCUAUUAUGUGGGUUAACCGGUUUUAAAGCAUCAUGAUGUUCACAGGUAUGAUCAAGGUGGAAAGCAACUCAACACACAAGACUGACAUGGACUCCAAGUGUCACCGGUGCACCGUGAGGGCAGGUGGUGCGAGCACAGACACAGCGUCUGGAAUCUCUCGCAGGAGAAGCUUCAGACGGCCGGGAUACAUGCGAGCAGAUCCGCUCAGCCAAGUGGCUGCUGAGACGCCAUGUGAUUCCAACAGAAAUUCCAUAACUCCCAUUGGUGGCCUGUCCACUAGUGAGAACACUCAAAAGUGCGCUUCUGAUUUGCCAGGCAGCCCCAGUGAGAAAUGGCUCGAGGAGGUUUUUGAGAAAGACAACUCUUCCAACGAUUCUUCCAAAACUCACUGUUUACGUGAUACCCAAGUGGAAGAAACUUCUAGAACAGUCCCGUCUCGAGACAUUUUCAAUUCCAGCUUUAGUUUCAUUCAACAGUCACUAGAAACCAGCGAUUUAACAAAUGAAACAACCACAAGUGAGAAUUCUUGGAAACCGACUUCUUCUGAAUCGACUUCAUGGGAUCCGUCCAGCUCAGAUACUUUAAAACCUCAAACUGUUAUUGUAAAUAAGUUUGAAGAUGGUUCAUUGAGCCAAUCGGAGAGUAACACUGUGCCAAUUAGCCAAUCAAAAUCAGAGGUUUUCACAUUAGGCCAACUAUCAAUUGGUCAGUCAGUGAAAGGGAAAGGGCUCUUAUUGGACAAAGCGCUGUGGCUAGGAGACUUGGACAUUUCCUGGCGUCACAGGGACAGACAGACCUCGUCCAUGACGUCUGACUUCAAAGAAAGUGUCCAGGACUCGGACUCUGGCUCUCUGGACACUGAGGUCACAUCCUCGCUCUCGGUUGAUUCAUCCGACUCGACCUCGGGCUCAUCCGUCACCUCUGGCUAUGACAGCGUCACCCCAUUGUCAGACCAGAGUCGAGGCGGUCUGAUGAAGAAGUAUGAAGAUGUUCUUCAAGACUGUCUGCAAAACAACCGCACAAACACCAAGAUCGAGUCCAUAAUGCUGAAACUACAGAGAUUACAGCACAAAGCAGUACUGGGCGAUGACUAUGAUACAGCUGAGCAUUUCGGAAGGCAACUAGAGGAACUGCGACGAGAGAGAGCAACUCUUAAACCUGGUCUUCCAUCCAAACAUCCUGGAGUCUGUGGCUUUCUAGAGUGCCUCAGGACAGCAGUGGACAGUGCCCUCCAGAGGACAAAUAACGUCAGGCAAAAUGGAGAUUUGAAUGAAGUUCUGGGAAGUUCAACCAGCUCUCAUUGUCAACUACAAACACGAGAGCAACUGCUUCAGGAGAAACUGAGGAUUCAGAAGGAGAUGUGUGACCUCCAGCGGCGGUUAGAGGAGCUUCAGGAGCAGAGCAGAGCUGUGGAGGUUCAGCUGCUUCAGGAGAAACGGGGACUGGAGGUGGAGGAGGUGGAGGGGUCUGUGCUCACAGGCUGUGAUAUGGUUCAGCUGCAGCUGAUUGGUCGAACUCUGGAGGAUAUGAUGACAUCAGAGCACCGAGCUCAGAUCAGUGUGUCUGCACCAGCACAGAUCAUCAGACUACAAGAACAGGAGCAAGUGCUUAGAUUAUCCAUUAAAGAAGCAACAGCUAAAAUGGUGAUGAGUCAGAGGUUGGGCGGAAGUCUGCGGCGUAAACUCAGUGAGAGUGAAACACAGCUGUUGGCUUUACAUGAGGCGAAGCUAACGGCCAUUACAGGAAAUGAUUUCAGCAGUGCAAAGCAACUGAAAGCAGAAAUCAGGAGCGUUUACAGUGAGAGAGAUCGUCUGGAAGGUCUGUUGAGGAAACUGAAGACCAUCAGCACAGGAAGUGGACCUGAUCUGACCCACAUGAAGCACCAACACAACCAGAUUAAACUGGAGCUGCAGCAGAGAGAGGACCAGUACAAAUGCAGUUUAAAAGAAAACACCUUGAAGUACAUUGAGUUUCUUGAGGAUCGACUUCACAGUUGUGGAAGUCCAGCUUUGGAACAUAUUUUGGAAGCAGAUUUGGAGGCUUGCCACCUCCUCCUGAAAGGUCUCGAGCGGCACACGCCCACGCCCAGCCUCUCAGAGACAGAUGAUCUCCCCUCUUCACCAGGAUCGAGUUUAAGUGCCCUGACAUUCACUAAAGCAGAAGCGGACUGUGCCAUGUUGACUGCUCUUGGGGGGCGCUGGUGUCCUGAUGCUGACCUACAGCACUCUGAGUUCACUAAGAAAUUAGAGGAGUUUCUGUUCUGUUUGGAGGACAGUUCAGCCGAGGAUCUCUGUGAUGAAGUGUUAGACCUGACGGAGCGCUGUGAACUCAUCAGUGACAGACUGCAUCACCUGGAAGACCAGCUCCAGACCGCCAUAAACAACCACGACAAGGACCUCACUCUGUCCCUGGAGAAGGAUGUUCAAGAGGUGAAGGCUACUCUUCAGUCCAUGCUGUCACAGUUGAUGGAGGAUGAAGACAAGUAUUGUGACGUAGAGGAAGAACAGUUCAAGGAGGAGGACAUAGAAGAAGAGCAUUACUUCAGUGACAGCUGGGAGAUUUAAAAUAGUCUUGAUGUUUUAUGUAUUCAUGUCCAGGUGAGAUGCUCCACCUGGAAGUCCUGUGUCCAUGGGUUGUGUAUCCUUUGACUGUAUAUGUAACUCCUGUGAAACUCCACAUUCUUGUAAUCUCAUCUUGCACUGUGCUGUAGCACUUACUGUAGUAGGACCACUAAAAGUGUCAUUUGUAUUCAUUUGUCGGGAGUUCACAUAGUGUCAUUGAUCAUGCAACAGUAUAUUUCCUGGCGAGGUUGCCUACCACUAGAAAGUCAUUCAGAAGAAAAGCCCUUUAUCUGAUUGAUCUGUAAACCUUCACCUCAAAAUAAUUUCUUAUUUUUACAACCAUAAGGCUUUUUGUAUUGUGCCAUUAUUUUCAUGAUAAUUAAGCACAUUUUCAACCAAAUUCUAAAGAGCAUUACUGUAAUGCGUCUAGACGUUUUACUAACAUUUUUGUAAUUCAUAUAAUUCUCAAUUGUGAUUCUCAUUACUGUAAAAGUCUUUUUUUAUUGUAUUACACAAUUUUGUUUCAUCUGCAUAAAUGAAAGUUAGUACAGAAAAUACUACCAUGAUGUAAAAAUACUUGAUAAUUUUAAUUAUAUAAAUAUUUUCACAUUUCAGUAAUAUAAAUGUGCUUAAUUGUCACUUAAAUAUUAAAUGGACCUAAAAUAAUUUUCAGUUACUUUAUUCAAAGUAUAAUUUCUUAUAGCUUUCUCUUGAUUUUGGAGUGAAAUAUGAUCUGUUUGAGAGAUUCAUCCAUCUAGUGGUUAUUUAUUUACCGUGGUAUAUUUUGCAGGCGUUGCCAAAUGACAGCUUGUAAGCUUGUUUUUGUUCAUUUAAUAAACAUGGCACAUCCUAUUUAUUUAUUUAUUUAUUUCAUUUGCUUUGAUAUGUCUUGCAAUUAAUUUAAAACCCUUUCAGACACCACUAGAGAACAACUUACAGUUACAUAGACAUUCAAAUCUGUCAAGGACCAAAAUUAAAAGAUUACAGUACAUGAGAACAACAGACUGAAAUAUAUUCCUUUAGUCAAUUUGGCUCAUGAGCUCAGGACUAAAUAAUUUAGCUUUUAAUGUAGCAUCCCCUUAUGACUGAAUUCUGAACAGUUUUUUACUAGUUCAUGAUGGAACUUAAGUCUUGAGUCCUGUUUAACUAGGUCAGCUAGAUCUAGCACUCCGUGUGUAAACCCUGUUUAUGUACUGUGUUUGUAUAUUGUAAAUUAUAAGGGGCAUUACGUGCAUUACGUGCCUUUAACUGUGUUUAAAAUAAAGGUUCUUUAUCAGCAUGUAUGGUUCCAUGAAGAAUCUUUUACAUAUGGAACCUUCUCAUUCCUCAAAAGGUUCUUUGUAUUGGAAAAAGUUUCUUUAGACUACAAAAAGGUUCUUUUAAGAAAGGUUCUUUGGGGAACCAAAGAUGGUAGAUCUAUGGCAUUGGUGCGAAAAACCCUCUUUGAAACCUUUAUUUUUUGAGUGUGUGGUCUGUCCACUCCUUAUUGAAGUCGAACUAGUUUUUCCUCAUUUCUAUAACUGCAUUUGUCCAGAAGUACCACUGUUUUAACAAAGCACUUUUGAAAUAUAAACAGUUUUUGUCUUUGUUACCUCUUAUUAAAAAUGUAAUUUGUUUCUGUUGUACUUACAAA
Messenger RNA from Myxocyprinus asiaticus (Chinese sucker), 4692 nucleotides. RefSeq names its product disrupted in schizophrenia 1 protein-like. The transcript is spliced from 14 exons. Bases 531 to 3062 code for a protein of 843 amino acids. Gene Ontology annotation, cellular component: intermediate filament cytoskeleton; centrosome; mitochondrion. Gene Ontology annotation, biological process: neuron migration; cilium assembly. The record is from RefSeq and is a predicted model, not a curated record. NCBI's taxonomy places the organism in Eukaryota, Metazoa, Chordata, Actinopteri, Cypriniformes, Catostomidae.